CAUACAAACAACGUAACUGUAAAGAUGGCGACGGUGAUCUCAUAUCUGGAUGUCGUACGCUGACGUUACCGAGGGGAGACGAUGUCCUUAAAACUAUCCAUCGGAUGAAGAGUUGACCAUAUUGAUUUCACGUAACCUAAGCUGAAUAACCGGUCGUUAUGGAGGAACCGUGGGAUUUUGAGUUUUUCUCCCGCAUCGCGGACAGCUGCCUGUCGUUCCUGUCCGAAUUUGUUGACGACUGGCUCGCCAACGACAUGAGAGUUUCCAUAUUCAAAAUCUUACUCGGCUGGUUGAUUUUAAGUCUUGUCGCGAUUCACUUCGCAUGGAAAAUCUACGGGAACACAGUCAACGAUAUGUAUUAUCGACAAGGGACUGGACAGAACGGAGGCACACCUGACACGUCACCCCACCUGAGCGGAUGGGAAAACAAAGCAGGAGAUGCCCCAAAGACUCAUCGAGAUUAAUAGGACAAUGGCGUUGGACUUUGGACUUUAUCCAAAUGAGAGCUGGACUCCAGUGAGAGACAGUAAACGCACCUUUUUAAAGUUGGCUGAUAAUGAAGCAUCUUCAGUGCGUUCAUGGAUGCACUUUCUGGAAACUGCAUAGAAACUCAUCUGUUAUGCAAACUACCAGUGUCACACUGAUCCACUUUAUCACCUACAUAGUGCUGUGAGGUAUUUAUUUUGGCUUGUCGGCAUUAGUCAUUGAGAAGAACAUUACUCUGGAUACUUAAAUUGUUCUGCGUGUAUCUUUAUACAAAGUUCUACAAAUGUGACAAAUGAUAGGUUUGUUUGUAAAAUCAAGAGUGCUUUCAGGACACUGUGACGAUAGCGGAGUAAGCCAACAUAAAACGCUCCACUCUGACCAUGAGCAAAAUAAUUGAUUUGAAUGAUGUAUGAAAGGAACAAACAAAGCAUAUUUGUUCAAGUCUGUUGGAAUACAGAUCCACAAAAAGCAAGUUUACAUCUACCAGGAUUUUUGCAGGAGUUGUUAACCAGUGUUUCUCAUAACAUUUGGCUUUUUUUGUUCAAGAAUUAACAACAAAGUAAAAGUUAGGACAAUUAUACAAAAUAAUUACAAGGCACUGAAUAUUAAUGAGGGAGGCACUGUGAUGGAGUUAUGUACAGGGGUAAAAAAAACAAAGUUACUAAUUGCUUAAGAAUAACAAUGUAUAUGUACUGUGGUGUUCAAUUCAGUAUCCACUCCUCAGUUCAAUUCAUAAUUUGAAGCAAAAGGACAUGAAGAUGGCUGUCCACUCUGUCCCCAUCUCAGUCAAAGGUGCUUGAGCUGUUUUUCGAAGAAUGGGAGGAAAAUGCAAUAUUCAGAUUUGCAAAGCUGAAACCCGCCUAUCCAUAUUGGGUAGAUUCAAAGCUGUAAUUGCUGCCUAAAGUGCCUCUUUCAUUGAGGGUUAAUCCUUUUUACAUAUUUGUGCUCUUCAACUUGUUUAAUUUUGAGAUUAGUUUUUCUGUUAAUGUGUCAAAAGCGUAGUUAAGUUAAAUAACAUAAAAUAUGAAUAAGUGAAAGGGUUGCUGAAUGAGUCAUAUUCCAAUCAGCUAUUGUAUCUGACAAGUGACAAUAAUUAUAAUGGAAAAGACAGGUUAGUAUGAAAAUGUAUUACAGUGCAUUUACUGAAAUGUUAUGAGAGUCCUGAACUGAACAACAAACUCAGAGGCCAGCAGCAAAGAUAAUGCGCUAGGUUUUGUGUAAAUAGCUUGAUUGAUAUUAAAUGUGCUGUGUUUAUAAAUACUGAUGUUUUAAAUGCC
This is a messenger RNA of Cyclopterus lumpus (lumpfish), 1763 nucleotides long. It is a transcript of the gene tcta, whose product is annotated as T cell leukemia translocation altered. The transcript has 3 exons. NCBI's taxonomy places the organism in Eukaryota, Metazoa, Chordata, Actinopteri, Perciformes, Cyclopteridae. The record is from RefSeq and is a predicted model, not a curated record. The coding region runs from base 159 to 464 and encodes 101 amino acids.